Messenger RNA from Alexandromys fortis (reed vole), 4464 nucleotides. It is a transcript of the gene Tamalin, whose product is annotated as trafficking regulator and scaffold protein tamalin. Gene Ontology annotation, cellular component: plasma membrane. The record is from RefSeq and is a predicted model, not a curated record. Bases 416 to 1591 code for a protein of 391 amino acids. Gene Ontology annotation, biological process: signal transduction. The transcript is spliced from 8 exons. NCBI's taxonomy places the organism in Eukaryota, Metazoa, Chordata, Mammalia, Rodentia, Cricetidae. Gene Ontology annotation, molecular function: protein binding.
UUUUACUGUGCCCGCAUCUCCACGAACCACUAAAGCCAUCGUUCAUUCCCAAACUUCAAAUCUCAUCCAACAAGCAUUCACCGACUGCUUCCAGUAGCACGGAUUGCCCAGAUGUCCUGUCCCUCCUGCUGCCGUGGGUGACUAGGCCUACCCCACUGAGUGUCCAAGUUCCCCAGAGUUUCCCGAGCCCGGCGGUCCACGGCGCGCUGAGGGCGGGGCUCGCCAUAGCGGGUCCCCCACCCCCGGGGCGGUGCCUGCGUGUCGGGGGCGAGGCCAUUGGAGGCCGCUCCCCACGCCUCUCGGGAGUCUAUAAAGCAAGGCUACACGGGGCCCGCUCGGCUGGACUCCCCCAGCCAUCGCCAACACCGCAGAGCAGAGUGAGCGCAGCCUCCCAGGGGCGCCGGGCGCCGGAGCCAUGACCCUCCGCCGACUCAGGAAGCUGCAGCAGAAGGAGGAGGCUGCGGCCGCACCGGACCCUGCUGGUCCGGCUCCCGACUCGGAAGCAACUCCGACCCGCUCGGGCCCCCCAGCUGCCGCCGCUCCGCCUGGAGCCCCGGGGGACGAGCUGUACGCCGCGCUGGAGGACUACCAUCCUGCGGAGCUGUACCGCGCGCUCGCAGUGUCCGGGGGCACCCUGCCCCGCCGAAAGGGCUCAGGAUUCCGGUGGAAGAAUUUCAGCCAGAGCCCUGAACAGCAGCGGAAGGUGCUGACUUUGGAGAAAACGGACAACCAGACCUUCGGCUUCGAGAUCCAGACUUACGGCCUUCACCACCGAGAGGAGCAGCGUGUAGAGAUGGUGACCUUCGUCUGCCGAGUUCACGAGUCCAGCCCUGCCCAGCUAGCUGGGCUCACACCAGGGGACACCAUUGCCAGUGUCAAUGGCCUCAAUGUGGAAGGCAUCCGGCACCGGGAGAUUGUUGAUAUCAUCAAGGCAUCUGGCAACGUUCUCAGACUGGAAACUCUGUAUGGGACAUCCAUUCGGAAGGCAGAACUGGAGGCGCGCCUGCAGUACCUUAAGCAAACCCUGUAUGAGAAGUGGGGAGAAUACAGAUCGCUAAUGGUCCAGGAGCAGCGGCUAGUGCAUGGCCUGGUGGUGAAGGACCCAAGCAUCUAUGACACACUGGAGUCCGUGCGCUCCUGCCUCUACGGCGCCGGCCUGCUCCCAGGCUCGCUGCCCUUUGGGCCUCUGCUCGCUGCGCCUGGGGGUCCCCGUGGGGGCGCGCAGCGGACCAAGGGGGACUCCGACGACGCCGUAUACCACACGUGCUUCUUCGGCGGCGCCGAACCGCAGGCACUGCCACCCCCGCCGCCCCCCGCGCGCACGCCAGGUCCCGGCUCCGCCGAGGCCCCGGCGUCCGUGCUGUGUCCCGCUCCCCGCGCCACGCUCAGCCGCAGCGCCAGUGUGCGGUGCGCGGGCCCGGGCGGGGGCGGCGGCGGGGGCGCGCCGGGCGCGCUCUGGACUGAGGCCCGCGAGCAGGCCCUGUGCGGCGCCGGCCUACGCAAGACCAAGUACCGCAGCUUCCGCCGGCGGCUGCUCAAGUUCAUCCCCGGACUCAACCGCUCCCUGGAGGAGGAGGAGAGCCAGCUGUAGGGGCGCGGGUGGGCAGGCGGGAGGUAUUUAUUUAUUUAUUCAUUGUAACAGUCAGUGCAAAAAUGGGAGCAGUAGUGCCGGUCCAAGGACCUCAAGAACCCAAAGCUGCGGAAGAGGGUCCUUGCUAGCUCUGGCAGGUCUGGUCGGUUCACGGCUUGUCUCUGCUGAGGAAAAAGGGAGCUUAGUUGCUUUCUUUCCUCCCCUACAUCACCACAGGAUCUCUGCAGUGGGAGUUGGGAGAGGUCUGAGGGACCAAAGAGGGCUGUGCAGCCUGCAGUCUGGGCCAGUUGUGCCUUGUGGGGGCCUGUCCCAAAAGCCCUCUCCUCAGCUUUACUUGCUCCCCAGUUUUAGCUCCUUGGGGAGAGGAGAUCCGUGAUGGGUCAUUCCCCACCCCGUACACACACACACACACACACACACACACACACACACACACAUCCAAGGGGGCAAGGUGCUGGGUCCCUCUCUCGAGUCUUGACCCUAAGGGCUUAACCCCUCUCCAGGGGCCUGUACUAAGUGGGUCCUGCCAGGCAGGGGUCCUGGGUUCUGCGCUCCUUGGGGAACAGGAAAGAGUACAUUCAGGUGGGGUGGGGCAGUCUGGACUGUACCACUUUUUUUUUUUUUGCAUAUGUUACUUCUAAACCACAAACUGUAUAAAAUUGAUGUAUUUUGCAUCUGUGUCAGCGUGGUAACUGCCUGUGGGGGAGGACUGCUCAGGCAAGCUCUGACUCCACCAUGCAGCCCCCUCCAAACACACACAGGCUGCCUUUUACAUCUUUCUUUUAGCCUGAAGCCAGGGAAAUUGUGUAGGGGAUUUUAAUGAACAUGUACUGGCCUGAAUUGAGCCCCCACCCCACAACCCGAGCCUCCUGUUGGCGACCAUUUUGAAGCUUUCCUCCCCAGAUCCUCACAGCAGAUAUAGGGGUCUCUUGUCUAGACUCCCUUACUAUCUCUGUGGGAAAGCCGGGCUCACUGGGGGGAGCACCUGAGGUUCACAAACAGCCACUGUCCACCCACCCUGUGACAGGUUCAGUCCCCUGUCCCCAGUCGGCCCAUUCCUGUGAGCCAUGAGGGUCUUAUUUCUGGGCCCCUUACUGCUCUGGAUGCUGGCUACAGACCUUCCUGGUCUCUCUCUGCAUUUGAUAUUCCACAAGUGUCUCCUACCUCUCUAAGGCCUGCCCAUCAGUCAGAUGUGGCCACGCCCUCUGUGACAUCACCAUCUGGCGCUGUCUUGACUUUAUGGGUUUAGCAUUUGGCCUGCCCUCCCCACUCACAAGGUCACUUGCUUCUGGCAACAGAGCCCAGGGACUUCCUGCUUUAUGUGCUGCCCAAUCCUAGUACACAAGACCCUCAAUACAGUGUGUUCCAGGUUAGCCCCAGAAUGUCACCACGUGUCUUGAAACCUGCUGAGUGACAGACUUGGUAAUCACAUGGCAAGCUAGCCGCAGAGUAAGGCCUGGCACCUAAGACCCUUUCUUCAUGUCAGUGGCCAGCAUUCAGUUGUAGCUUUGAGAGACGUUCCCUUCCAUGAGCACACCCCACUCCACAUAUUGUGUUUCCCUUCCGUGUGUGGACAUCAUUUCUGCCCCCAUUCUUAGGGUCACCCUUCACACAGCCAUCAGGUGACCCUUCCAAAAGCAAGCCCAGAGAUGGCACCUGAGCACUUGGGGGGUGGAGGCAGAAGGAGCAAAGAUGUCAGACAGCAAGUUAGGCCAGCCUGGGCUACAUGAGUAGCCCUCGUUUCAAAACGGAAGAAAUGCCUCAGCAGACAAAAGCACAUGUUGUAUAUAUAGACCUGAUGACCUGAGCUUGAUGCUCAGAACUGCAAAGAAAUAAAAAAAACAACUCCUAAAAGUUGUUCUGUGGCACAUGUACAACUAUUCUGAACACAUAAAUCGCUCUCUCUUUCUCUCUCUCACACACACACUAAAAUAUACACAUUUAAUUUUAAAAAGCUUGUUUUGAAACUUUUGGAACAAGGUCUUUGUACAUAACCCUGGCUGUCCUGGAACUUGCUAUGUAGGCCAGGAUCAUUCACAGUGAUCCUCCUGCCUCUGCCAUGAGUACUAAGAUUACAGGCAUGUGCCACCACGGUUGACACAUAGAUUUUUUUCUUUUUUUUUGGGGGGGGGACGACAGGUUUUGAGACAGGGUUUCUCUGUAGCUUUGGAGCCUGUCCUGUAACUUGCUCUGCCAACCAGGCUGGCCUUGAACUCAUAGAGAUCCACUUGCCUCUGCUUCCCGAGUGUUGGGAUUAAAGGCAGGCACCACUGCCUGGGAAACUGUUUUCUUUUUCUUUUUUAAUCAAAUCUCAACUUCUCUGUCUGCCUGAAACCCAUCAUGGAUUCCCCUGGGAGAAAGAUAUGAAGUUAGAACUUUCACCGUGGCCUGCCAUCACCUCGCUCUCAGCAGUCCCUCAGCCAUUGGAAGCCUUGUGUAGGACACAAACCCAUCCACACUUUAUUGGGAUGGCUUGCAUUAGACCUUACGGAAUCUUCUCUUUGCCUCUCUCUGCAACCUCAGAUUCUUUCUCCUUCCAUGUCACUGGUAUUCAGACCAAACUAUCUGCUCCUAUCCCCAAUUCUGCCAGCCUGUCUCUGGCCUCUGCCUAUGCUGUUCCUCUGUCUAUAUUUUUCUGGAUUGAUUCCUUGUCCUGAGGUCCCAACUUAACAACACCCCUCAAAGAUUUUUCUGGGUCCCCUGGCAUCAGUCUCCGUCCCCAUUAUUCUUUCUCUUAAGACAUUUGUUUUCUUUGUGGUAUUUCUUCAGCUUGGUAGUCAAUGCUGAAUUCUUGUAUUGAUAUUCUAGUGUCUGUCUUGCCAAUGUUGGAGCAGGUACAAAGCCUUAUUUAAAGUUGUACCUCAGGGUUGGGG